Messenger RNA from Hippocampus comes (tiger tail seahorse), 5073 nucleotides. Its product is annotated as AT-rich interactive domain-containing protein 5B. Gene Ontology annotation, cellular component: nucleus. NCBI's taxonomy places the organism in Eukaryota, Metazoa, Chordata, Actinopteri, Syngnathiformes, Syngnathidae. Gene Ontology annotation, molecular function: transcription cis-regulatory region binding. The transcript has 12 exons. Gene Ontology annotation, biological process: regulation of transcription by RNA polymerase II. Bases 121 to 2964 code for a protein of 947 amino acids. The record is from RefSeq and is a predicted model, not a curated record.
CUCUCUCUCUCUCUCUCUCUCUCUCUCUCUCUGGUUCAGUGGUGGUGCGUUUGUUUGUGUGACGGCGAGUCCCGGUGGUGUAACCGGAGAGGGGCCUCGCAGAGGGAAUGCAGGACUGCAAUGGAGCACAAUGCAAUACAGUGGUUGGGUGCUCCUUGCUGCCAGAGAGGCAGCUACGCCUUCUACAAGUCGGUCGGCAGCAAAACCCGAGCCGACGGCCCCGUGCAGGUGUGGCGGCUGGGCGAGUUUUACUUUGUCCGCUGCGGGGCGGAGGAUCCCGUGUGCAUCGCUGAGGUGACUUUACUAUGGGAAGACCAGAUGCAGCGCCACCUCCUGGCCAGCACCAGACUCUACUUCCUGCCAGAAGACACACCAAAGGGUCGAACCGGGGAGCACGGAGAGGACGAAGUUCUGGCCGUGUCCCGAAAGAUGGUGAUGCGGGUGGAGGACCUGGUGCGGUGGUCGUGCGCCGAGCCGCCGGGGUGGAUAGGCAAGCCGAAGGCAGCGCCGUGCGUCACCCCCAACCGAAUCCACCAACCGCCACAGGGCAGCGACACGGCCGACGGCGCCGGCAACACAACGGACUACAAGCCUCUGAAGGACAAGAGUGAAAACGGCGUGGCCGAAUGCAAGAGCGUCAAAGUCCUCAGCUACCCACAGUACUGCCGCUACCGCUCGCUGCAGAGGCGCAUCCAGGACGACGCCCGGGGUCCGGCGCUGCAGGACGUCCACCUGUUGGCCCUGGGCGGCGUCAGGGUGACGCCCAGCACCCGCUUGAUGUACUGCAGGGACACUUUCAACCACCCCACACUGGAAAGCAGCGUCAGUUUCUCCUGGCACUUCCGGUGUCCAUCUCUUAGCCUCCGAGGACGACCUCGCAAGAGACGAGGCCAUGACGGCAGAGACACACCGACCUCCGGCCAGUCGGAAUCCUGGAUCGAGAAGAUGAAGGAGAACGUGAUGGGCAGCGUGGAGGUGGGCGGCGACGGCGGCUGGCUCCCCCACCCCGAAGAGCAGCUGUUCCUGGACGAGCUCUUCGCCUUUAUGGAGCGCCAAGGCUCACCCAUCCACAAAGUGCCCAACCUCGGAUUCAAGAAGAUCGACCUCUUCCUCAUGUACUCGGUGGUCAGACGUCUCGGAGGCUAUGAAAAGGUCACGUCGGACCGCAUGUGGAAGGUGGUUUACAACGAGUUGGGCGGAUGUCCUGGCAGCACCAGCGCCGCAACCUGCACCAGGAGACACUACGAAAGGCUGAUGCUCCCUUACGAAGAGCAUCUGAUAGCCGGAGGCAUAGAACUCCAAAUCCCACAAUGCAACCUGCCCGUCAAGCCCAGAGGCAUCCGAGGGAGGAAGCCGCUCCCACGGAACCGAAAACCUGGACCCAAAGUCAAAGCCAAGAUGGCAGCCACCCCACCUACCACCAUCACCACCGCUGACGGCACCGUGGUGGUGGUGAAGCGAGGGCGAGGGCGGCCGCCGGGCAAGCGCAACAAGGCCUCUCUGAUCGCUGAAGCCAAACUGCUGGCGCAACAACAAGCCAGGGUCAAAGCGGAGUCUUCGACGGCUCUCCUUGCGGCCCCGAGCGCCAAUGGACUGGCGCCUAACGGCAGCGCGCAGCAGGUGCCGCAGCCUCUCGCCUCUGCCUCCCUGCAGCCCACCCAGCCGGCCCUCCUCCCCAUCAACAUGCCCCUCACUCCCGACCUCUCCCCCAUGUCCACCCCCUUCCUCCCCUUUCCGCCCAAGCCAAAGGAGCAGCCCAAGGAUCGGGCCGGGGAGUCCGCAGCCGCGGCUCCGGGCGCCCUCCUCUCGGCGCUGCCUCGCCAUUUUGUGGGCGGAUCCUUGGGCGGGUUCAGCCCCAUCAAAGGCCUGUGUCCCCUGGACGUGCUCAGGAACUGCGUGAGCUUCCAGAGGGUCACGGAGAGCCCCGGCCUGACGCCCCAAGAGCCGAGUCAGCCGCACGCCGCCGUCUACACCCUCCAGCCCAAACACGGAAGCCCGGACACGCCUCUUCCGAUCGCAGACCAGCUGCCGCCGCCGCCGCCGCCGCCCCGCCCUGUUCAGCAGCACCACAACCUGUACUCUGGGUGCAACCUGGACGAGGACACCGAGAGGGGAGGCGCUCGGGAUCCACGCUACCGUCAACCUCUGCCCCCACUCCGGGUCCUACCUUUGGACCUGGACUGUAGUGUCCAAGUACGACAGCUGAUGAGGACGCGCCUUGGCUCGACUCAGUUUCAAACCUUCACCCGCAGGCUCUCCGAGGCGCUCUCCCAGGACCUGAGCGUCAAGCCGCCUUGCUCUCCCAUCACGCCGCCGCCCGAGCAGGCCCUGCCCCUCAACCUCAGCAAGCGCUUUACCCUCAAGCGACCCGGCACGGACCCUGCCGAGCUGGGUCAAGCGACCACUAACGGCACGGAGUACGAGCCGUCUCUCAAGAAAGUCAAAGCCGAUUGCUCGGAGCGCGCCGCAGACUUUAGCCUGGGCGGUGGCCGCGGGCGCCUCAUCUCGGGGGCCAUUGGAGGGGGCGGCCAGGAACCGGGAGCAAAAAGCCAGGAGGAACCGGCAGACCUGAGCUCCCCCGGCAGGAUCAGGGCCUUCCUGCUCGGCCUGCCGCCAUUCCAGGUGAAACUGGACGAGGAUCUGAACGGGAUGAAGUUCGGCAAAGUCCUCCCGUCGGGCUCCGGGAUGGAAAGCCAGAGGACUGUAACAGCUACGAAAGAAGCCGAAGCGGAGCGAACGGAGACGAGUAACCGCAAGUCGGAAUUCACGACCAAACAGGUAGGAAACGUCGAGAUGCGGAACGAGGACGUCCAGGAGGAAGGGAACUCCUCGGCGGACAAAAUGGAGGAAUUCGGCGAUCAGAUGGUAGCCAGUGUGGAAAAGUGUGACGUGGAAGUCUCAAAGGGCCACCCGAGCCCCGUUCUGCCCCAGGCCAGUGCUCUGGUCCUGGCUCAGCAGAGCUGAAGAGACUCCACCCACAAAACUAUCAUCCACCUUUUUUUUUUUUUACCAGCCUGGUGGGAGGCCAACAUCUGCGCUCAGAAUGUUUUGAUCACAUUCUUACAGUCACACAGACAAUCGCAAAUCAUUUCUUUUCUUUCCCGUGAAACAAGCAACGGAGACUCUUGAACAAGCGCUGCCACAUUCUUAGCCCCACCCUUCUCAUCCAUUAUUCAAAAGAAAUAUCGAAUAAGAUCCAUCAAUAAAUUAAAACCUAAGUCUAUUACGCAUAAGGGGCAUGCUAUGCAUCGAGCCAUCACAACGAGCAUCUGUACUGUAGUCUGGUAGCUUCAAAUUUGAAUUGUGCUCUACUUCUGUCGAGACAGUUAUUUUACCAUUUAAAAAAAAAAACAGUUCUCGGGAGCACACACACACAUAUAUGCGCGUGGGGCACUCCCAGAAGUCGUGCUCAUUAGUUAGUUAGCUUAACGUUAUAUGAAGUGUUUAACUAUUAGCUCGCUUUUCCGACACUAACGUGCCUUAUAGGGGCCCGCGGUCAUCGCCGGCUUCGCUUCGCUUUAAAGAGAUACCUUGACGCCGGGACGGAAAUUUUCACGGCACGCCACCACACGCAGAAAAAUUCACGUCAAGUAUAUCAUGGUGAACACGUCCGAAUUCACUCGCAAAUCGUUCACUUAUUCAGUGUAUAACUUAUGGACCUGUUCAGUUGAACACAAAGCGAUCAUUCUCGUGUGUGAGCGAGUGUGCGUGCACGUGUACGGCAAUCGUUUUAAUUGUACCUUCUGCCAUUUAGUGAAAAAGAACAUUUUCUCUCUGUCAUUAUAUGUCGCCGGAAUAGAUGAAUGAACAGCGAAACAUAAAAUGGAGAAUUAUUUUGGACACAGCCAAAGGGGAAACAAAAAAAGUACAACUUUCCAUGUCAAGGUGUCCCUUUAAUCCCCGCCUUCUUCCUUUUGAAAUCAUCUGUAUACUUUAUGGUUCAAAUUUGCACAUGUCCAUAUUUAUACGCGUGUCAUCUUUUUUUUUUUUUUUUCUUGAGUAGUGGAAGCAACAACUACGACUGUCCAUCCUUCAUGACUACCUGGUGCUGUUUAUUUCUUGUUCUGUAGCCAAAGCCAAUCUAGUCCAACACUCAAACCUCUCUCCACACACACACACACACACACACACACACACACACACACACUACAAACUCUCAAUAUGGUGAAGUGUUUCAAAAGAUAGUGGAAUACUUCCCAUUUGUGUCAUAGUGACACUUCUUUUUUUUUUUUCUUCUUCUUUUUUUCAAUUACCUUUUCAUGUAUCACACUGUUUGGUCAUUUUACGUCCGACUCAAUCUGGAUGAUACUUUCCGUUGUUUCACUUUUUAUUUAUCAAGAGUGAGCAUAGCGACGGUUGCUGAGCUGAGAAAAAGGUUGUAAUAUUACGAGAAAGUUUUAAAAAAAUAUAAUAAUAAUAAUGUCAUACAAUAAAUGUGACAUGACAACAAUAAGGUAAUAUGAUGAGAAAAAUAUAUUUAUGAAAAUUAUUACAGGAAUUGUCAUCAUGAAUAAUGUGACAUUAGUAAAAAAAAAAAAUGACCUACAUAAAGUCGUAUAGAAGAAAUGAGUCUGAAUUUGACGAGGAACAAAAUAAAAAGUACAGGAAGAAUGUUGUAAAUUUAUUAGAAUAGCCGAAAUGUUAAGAGAAAAAAAAUUACAAUAGCAUCAUAACGUUAGCAAGAAAACGUACCAUUAUGAAAAUACAGUUGUGAUAUUAUGGGAUGAAUUUAAUAUUAAAAGGGGGGGGGGAACAUAACGUUACACUCAAAAAAAGAUUGUAAAUGACAAAAUACAAUCAUAAAUUUCCUGCCAUAAAUUUUAUAUUACAAGAAUAAAAAUGUAAUUUUCGAAGCAAAAAUGUUGUAGAUUCCCGAAGAAAAUAUUACAAGGACAAAGUUGGGUGGAGAAAGUUGUAUAAAUACUGAAAAAAAAAAAUCGGUCCGUUUCUUGUAUAGAAAAAAAAACAUUUAUUGUAAUGUUAUGCAAAGUUUUUUAAUAGAAUAAUGUUGCGAUAUUCGAAGAAAAGAAGUAAAUCUACUGGAAUAAAAUAGGGAUUUUGUCCCCCCCCCUC